GCAAGUCAUGCCCACAUUUCUCGCAUGCCCAUAUCAGCCCAUUGUUAUUGAAGAUCUAUAUGCAGGACAACGCAUAAGUGGUCUGGACCAUGCGCCAACCUGGCGAAUGAACUUGACUGCCGCCAGUGUACGGGAUAGCGACGUUUUCUUUGUAGCCGUUAAUCAGCAAAUCAAUGUCUAUCGUAAUCCGCAUCGGUUCGAUAAGCGCUUCUCGAUUGCACCGUAUCGUGUGCUCAAGAGUGGUUCUGGUGAGGAACAUGAUGGACCGAUCAAUGCCAUUCGAGUCGGAGAAAUCGGAACCGAAGAAGUCCUUGUAGCAGUUGACGACAACCACCUCGUCCACGUCUGGUUCACCGCAGAUCUAGAUCGCCACCCAAUUGUACUGCAGCAUCGAGACUCGGCGUGGGGCAUUGCGAUACACGGACCGUCGUAUUUACUCGCUGUUUCGGCUAAUUCGCAUACUAUUAUGGUAUGGAAUCUGAGGUCAAGCUAUCAAAGCCAUGGCAAUUUCGUCAGUGACAGAGAUGGCGAUCCACUCGGCGGCGUUGAGAAGAGAGAGCUUGUGGGACACGAACAUAAUGUUCCUGCCAUUGACUUCAGUUCAUGUGGGAGGUACCUGCUAUCAUGUUCUAUAGAUUGCACUCUCCGAAUAUGGAACAUCAAAACUGGCGAGACUCUUUAUUCUCGCGAAGUAGACGGGCAAUGGGGGUGGGUUGCCCGCUUCAUUCAGCCCUCAUUGUUCAAACACAUACCGUCAUCCACGCCAGAUGAAUGCAACCCAUUCAAACGACGUCGCGAGGAUGUAUUGCAAACGCUACGGCAACGGCUUGUACCCGAUACUGGCCCCUCGGUACCCGAUACAACGUCUAAUCAGCAGAGGGACACGGCGUCCGAGGCUUCACAGGAGGAUUUUGGCGACAACUCUGAUUCUGAUGUCGAGCCCGUCAGAAUGGAUGAUACUGAUUACGACAGUGUUCUUGAUGUUGACGAGGAGCCAAUUGAGGUGGAGCGAGUAGCUACUGGUGAUACGUGCAUGGUCAUGGAUUUACCGGAAGAUAUGGCCCUUGAAUCCCCAUUCCCGACAAAUCCUUUCCCAGAAAACGACACAUCCCCAUCCGUUCCUCAAAAUGAGCUGGAAACAACAAAUGGUGAAGACCCUGACUCAGAAUCCCGCUUAGCUAUGUUCCUCAUGGACCACACCAGCAAUCUUUCCACCCUGGCCGAACCUCUUGACAGCGAUCCAAUGGAUGCAACCACCUCGCUGACUGGAUACCCCGCACCCAAUCUCGAAGACGAGGGGGCCAGCGAAUGGUCUUCCAUAUUGGAUGAAAAUGAAAGCUUUUCUAGCAUCCCCCCCUUGCCGCCGCAAAUAACAGAUAGUGACUCUGAUACAUCUCAAAUCGUUGAUGAAUCUGAUGAUUCUGCCUCAACUGAUACAGAAUCCUAUUACCCCUUUGUUUACCGCCCGUUAAGCUGGUGGAGACAGUGGCGGCAGCGGCCAAUGGUCCCAACGCCCCCACACAGCAUCAAAUUAGCAGGCGACCUUCCGCGAGAUUUGAUCCUCUGCACGAGUGUCGAUAAUCUUUUUCUUUUGCACACGGAGACGCUGAACACGCUGCAUAUGAUACAAAAGGUCAUUAGUCGGUUCGAUCCCAGGAUGGACCCUGUUUUGAAUUUGUAUGAUCGACUGUGCAUGGUGGAAUGGAUUGAGGAAUUGAGUGCCGCGGUUGUGGCAAGUCAAAAGGGAACAGCAGCACUUAUCCGGCUCUUACGAACCCACGAUAAGGCAACUAGUGAGAGUAAAUUCAUGCUCGCCGUGGAAGAUGUCCUUCCGCAUCACGUCCCACCUAAUGCGCCCUUACUUGGCAUGUUUGUUUCCAAACAUCCGUCACCCGUGGAUGCUGCUUUGUCAUUUUAUCGAGUUCAUUUUCUAUACGCUGAUGCGAGAAUGUAUGGUUACGAAUUAUCUGUUUCAUCAGUCAUCAACCCUGUUGCGAUCAACCGAGUGGUUGUGUGACGGGUUAGCAUUAUGUAAAUUGUCCAAGUUCAUUGCAAUAAAAGAGGGGCGGAUAGUCUGCGGAAACAAUUCUCAAGAAAACGCUUUCUAUUCACUACAGCCAUAAACAGCAUUCAAAAGAUUGUAAUGUAAUUGUUAAUCCUGUC
Spizellomyces punctatus DAOM BR117 is the source of this 2163-nucleotide messenger RNA. RefSeq lists its product as uncharacterized. Lineage: Eukaryota; Fungi; Chytridiomycota; Chytridiomycetes; Spizellomycetales; Spizellomycetaceae. Gene Ontology annotation, molecular function: RNA polymerase II general transcription initiation factor activity; protein binding. Gene Ontology annotation, biological process: transcription initiation at RNA polymerase II promoter. The record is from RefSeq and is a predicted model, not a curated record. The coding region runs from base 8 to 2017 and encodes 669 amino acids. Gene Ontology annotation, cellular component: transcription factor TFIID complex. The transcript is spliced from 10 exons.